GGGUGGGAAGGGGAGGGUAAAAGUUAAAAAGAAAAAAACGCUUUGAUGAGAAGUCUAUAAAAACUGUGUGUUCCUGAAGAUUCAUCGUGUUUGGCAGCUGCUGUCUCAUCCACAGCUUCCGAUACCUGAGAGGACUCUGCUCUCUCACACUACCUGUCACCAUGGCCUACCAGUUUCCAGCCCUCACCCCAGAACAGAAGAAGGAGCUCUCAGAAACUGCCCGGCGCAUUGUUGCCAAUGGGAAGGGGAUCCUGGCUGCAGAUGAGUCUGUAGGCACCAUGGGAAGCCGCCUGCAGAGGAUCAAGGUGGAGAACACGGAAGAGAACCGCCGGCAGUUCCGAGAACUCCUCUUCACCGUGGACAGCUCUGUCAACCAGAGCAUCGGGGGUGUGAUCCUCUUCCAUGAGACCCUCUACCAAAAGGACAGCCAGGGAAAGCUGUUCAGAGACAUCCUCAAGGAAAAGGGGAUCGUGGUGGGAAUCAAGUUAGACCAAGGAGUUGCUCCCCUUGCAGGAACAAACAAAGAAACCAGCACUCAAGGGCUGGAUGGCCUUUCUCAACGCUGUGCCCAGUAUAAGAAAGAUGGUGCUGACUUUGGGAAAUGGCGUGCUGUGCUGAGGAUUGACAACCACUGCCCAUCCCAACUUGCAAUCCAGGAAAAUGCCAACACCCUGGCCCGCUAUGCCAGCAUCUGUCAGCAGAAUGGGCUGGUACCCAUUGUUGAACCAGAGGUAAUUCCUGAUGGAGACCAUGACAUGGAGCACUGCCAGUAUGUUACUGAGAAAGUCCUGGCUGCUGUCUACAAGGCCUUAAAUGACCAUCAUGUUUACUUGGAGGGCACCCUGUUGAAGCCCAACAUGGUGACAGCUGGACAUGCCUGCACCAAGAAGUAUACUCCAGAGCAAGUAGCAAUGGCCACUGUCACAGCUCUCCACCGUACUGUUCCUGCAGCUGUUCCUGGCAUCUGCUUUUUGUCUGGUGGCAUGAGUGAAGAGGAUGCUACUCUCAACCUCAACGCUAUCAACCUUUGCCCUCUACCAAAGCCCUGGAAACUAAGUUUCUCUUACGGACGGGCCCUGCAGGCCAGUGCACUGGCUGCCUGGGGUGGCAAGGCUGCAAACAAGAAGGCAACCCAGGAGGCUUUUAUGAAGCGGGCUCUGGCUAACUGCCAGGCGGCCAAAGGACAGUAUGUUCACACGGGCUCUUCCGGUACUGCUUCCACCCAGUCUCUCUUCACAGCCUGCUACACCUACUAGAACCCGAGGCCAGCCAGCCUGGCUCGCGCACAUCUAGGUGUCUUGAUAGGAGGAUCGAAAGGGAACAACAGCCUUUCAGCUGACCCUGGAAAUUAGACAAAAUUAGAUUGGAAUCCUGGGAACACAAUGCAUGUUAAAUUCUUAGACACAAGGAAAAAAAAUCAGUCAUUGAAAUGCAAGUCUGAAUAUCAAGGAUCUGAUGAAAUUUCACACAGUAGUUUCUUAACAGUAUUUCCAGCUCACCUGCCCCAGAGUGUCCAUCUAAGAAAAGAAUAGACUUUAAAACAGAAUCAGUUCCCCAUCCAAAUAACCAAGUGAAACACCUCAUAAGCUGAGUGCAGAGAAGUGCAUCGUAUUAAACAGUCUUAGCAGUGGUAGGUUAUGACGGAGACAGCUGCAACCAAAAAAGAAAUAAAAUGUUCUACAAAUCUUCA
Messenger RNA from Vicugna pacos (alpaca), 1690 nucleotides. RefSeq names its product aldolase, fructose-bisphosphate B (gene ALDOB). The record is from RefSeq and is a predicted model, not a curated record. Gene Ontology annotation, molecular function: fructose-bisphosphate aldolase activity. Gene Ontology annotation, biological process: glycolytic process. NCBI's taxonomy places the organism in Eukaryota, Metazoa, Chordata, Mammalia, Artiodactyla, Camelidae.